Rhopalosiphum maidis (corn leaf aphid) is the source of this 1203-nucleotide messenger RNA. RefSeq names its product protein ALP1-like. NCBI's taxonomy places the organism in Eukaryota, Metazoa, Arthropoda, Insecta, Hemiptera, Aphididae. Bases 1 to 1203 code for a protein of 400 amino acids. The record is from RefSeq and is a predicted model, not a curated record. The transcript has 2 exons.
AUGAUGAAAAUUCGAGAAAACAAUCGUAUUCGUACUAUUGCGUUUGUUGGAUUGUUUUCAAUAAUGGAUCAAAAUCGAUCAAAAUUGAAACGAGUUCGUAGUGUGUGGGUGAAGGAAUAUCGGAGGCGUUUUGGUCAUUUGCCGUUAAUAUCGGAACUACGAGAAAAUUACCCAGACGUCUUUAAAAAUUAUUUACGGAUGGAUAGUGCAUGUUUUGAUAUGUUAUUAGCAUUAGUUGGUCCAAAAAUUUGUAAAACCGAUACAAUAAUGAGGAAAUGUAUAAGUGUAGAAGAACGUCUCACAGCAACACUUAGGUUUUUAAGAACAGGUGAUUCUUACCAAUCGAUUGCUUUCAGUUUUAGAUUGGGGCAUUCAACAGUGCAGUCAAUUGUAUUGGAAGUAUGCAGUGCAAUAAUCUUUAAAUUAAAGGAAGAGUAUCUUUCAAUUCCCAGUGAAGAAGAUUGGAAGCGAAUCGCUAAAGAAUUUUGGGAUAUUUGGAAUUUCCCCAAUUGCAUAGACGCAUUGGACGGAAAACAUGUGGUUAUCGAGGCACCUUCUUAUAGUGGAUCACUCUACUUUAACUACAAAAAAACCUUCUCGAUAGUAUUACUUGCUCUUGUGGAUGCUCAAUAUAAAUUUUUAGCCGUCGAUAUAGGAGCAUACGGAAAAAAUAGUGACGGAGGAAUUCUCUCGAAUUCAAAUUUAGGAAAAGCUUUAAAAAAAAAUAAAUUAAAUAUUCCGAAUGACCAAUACCUUCCAGAUGCUAAUGAAAAAUUGCCCCUAGUUAUAAUAGGAGACGAGGCUUUUCCGCUCAAAAAAUAUUUGCUAAGACCUUACCCAGGACCGCAAAUGUAUGAAGACCAGAAGAAAAAAAACUUUAAUGACCGUCUUUCAAGAGCACGUAAAGUUGUUGAGAACACUUUUGGUCAACUUACAGCAAAGUUUCGAAUUUAUUGUAGAAGACUGAAUGCAUUACCACGAAAUGCUGAUACCAUAGUGAUGACAACUUGUAUACUACACAAUUUUAUUAAAACAGGUGCCACCGAGGUUUAUAGUAAAGAAAUGUCAUCAGGUUUGUCUUUACCUGGACAUAUUACACGAUUACAUCGACAUGGGGGAAGUGCCCAAAAAGAAGCUUUUGAAAAUCGUGAUAAAUUCAAAAAUUUUCUGUGUUCACCAGCAAGAAAACUUCCUUGGGAAUAG